AAUCUAAUUCAGUGUCACAAGCCUUCUUUAAGGCGGUGUGCUCUCAACUCUUAAGGAAACCGCAGAGAGUACCGUCUUUCAGAAACAAGUCAUAAUUCACUGACGCUUACUGCGAUUCAGGGCUGAAAAACAAAGUUUACAAAGUCAGGUAUAAUACCCAGGCUCUUCGCGUUGCUAGGAUAUGCAGGAAAAACAACUUCGAGAAGGCUUGAAAGCGACGUGAGCCCAUCAUUAUCUAUUCCAUCAUCCGCGUCAGAAAACUCGCAGCAAGAAGUUUCCUACUAAGAUUUGCUUUAAAUGCGCCAGUUGUUUAACAGGUGAGCAUUGAGGAGAAAUAUGUAUACUGGCUUUGCAAUCUUCUUCUCUAUAUUGAUAUUUGUUAACCUGGUGGGAAAUACCCUGGUGAUUCUCGCUGUUAGCCUAAACAAGGCCAUGAGAUCUCCAAUCAACUAUUUGCUGAUCAACUUAGCAACCGCUGACAUGAUUGUGGCGCUGUUUAUAGGAAUACCAUUCGUCGUUACACCCAUCCUCACCCACCCGGAGGGGAAACCAGGCGACAUUCUCUGCAAGCUGUUCACUGGUGGUAACGUGGGAUGGGUGGGUGCGCUGGCUUCUGUUUUCACUCUGGUGGCUGUCGCAAUUGAGCGGUACGGCGCUGUGUUAUAUCCUCACAGCCAGAAAGGAAAACUAACAAGAACCAGGUUAACAGUCCUUAUUGCCACUUGCUGGACGCUUUCUGCUUUGUGGGCUAUCCCAGGGUUCAACGCGAUCACGUAUAUGCCGGAAAUAAAAAGUUGUGCGCACAGCUGGUCGAAGCCAAUCUAUGCGCAGUUUUACACGGUUGGGUGGUCUGUGGUCGCCGGUGUCAUUCCUAUAGGAAUAUUGGGAGCGCUUUACUCAAGAAUGGUGUACCACCUGUGGCUUAGAAAGGACAACAUUAGAGAAGCGACUCAGAAGGCUUUGAAACGCCACCGGAAACGCGUCACAAAGAUGGUUGUUGUUGUGACAGUUAUUUACGUUUUGUGCUGGGUUCCUGAACUGUUAAUAUACUUUCUGGGUUUUACGGGCACCAUUACUCUUGUAGGAGUCCAUCACGCGAUUGCUUCAGCCUUGAUCGUGUUCAACUCCAGCGUGAACCCGAUUGUGUACAGCUUACAGAGCAGUCAGUUUAGGAAACACUUGACUGAUUUGAUCUUCUGUAAGCGUAACAGGGUGGCACCUAUGAGUUCUACUGCCACGGCAAGCACAGGAAAACGACAAGGUUUGGAGAUGGAAGGCGAAACAAACAUGACAGUACAUCCAAGUCAAGACGUAGAGUCAGUGACAGUGACGUAGAAAAUGUUCAUAUGAACAUUGUAGCCCUAAGGAACAGGGAGACCAGGAUGAGCACUGUUCAAAUUGGGAAUCUUGUGCUCAGUCAAAGAAGGAAAGAUGAGGUUGAGCGGAGAAAAUGAUUGAGUCGCCUUCAGUACAUUGCCCAGGACAAAAGAGCGUACUUUAUAUCAUAUUUGCUUUAAUAUUACAGACUCACACUUUCCUCAUAAGUAUUCAUUCCUUCGGUGUGAAGAUGUUUGUUCUCUUGGGGGG
This is a messenger RNA of Pocillopora damicornis (cauliflower coral), 1587 nucleotides long. Its product is annotated as allatostatin-A receptor. Gene Ontology annotation, cellular component: membrane. Gene Ontology annotation, molecular function: G protein-coupled receptor activity. The record is from RefSeq and is a predicted model, not a curated record. Gene Ontology annotation, biological process: G protein-coupled receptor signaling pathway. Lineage: Eukaryota; Metazoa; Cnidaria; Anthozoa; Scleractinia; Pocilloporidae.